Molecule: messenger RNA, 4134 nt
Organism: Malurus melanocephalus (red-backed fairy wren)
Lineage: Eukaryota; Metazoa; Chordata; Aves; Passeriformes; Maluridae
Gene: SETDB2
Product: SET domain bifurcated histone lysine methyltransferase 2
Exons: 14
Coding region: 366-2531 (721 amino acids)
Biological process (GO): negative regulation of gene expression; heterochromatin organization
Cellular component (GO): nucleus
Molecular function (GO): histone H3K9 methyltransferase activity; DNA binding; zinc ion binding
Source: RefSeq, a predicted model, not a curated record
CCUCACGAGCGCGGAGCCGCCCCCCCAUCGUCGCUUGCUCUUCCCGGCGGACUGCGCCCCUUGGCGGGUGGCAGCGUCAGUGCAGUGUUGGAGGAGGAGGACGAGGACGAGGGAAGAAGCAAAAGAAGAAGCCGGCGAGGAGCCGGGACGAGGCCUCGAGGGGCGCGGGAGUGACCUGGGGCCGGACCCCUGGCCGCAGGCUCGCCUCAUGCCAGCCUCCCAGCCCGACAGGCACUCCAGGCCCUGCCCGCCGGUCUUCGGUGCCUGCCYUGCGGCCGUGCCAGAGCGCAGCGAGACCCCGACCUGAGCUGGGCUUGGCGCUACCCCAGCGUGGGUGACAGCCUUCCGAGCAGCAUCCCCGGAGGAUGGAAGAGAAAAAUAUGCUGUGUGACUUCUUUGAAGAGAACAACCUUACCAGUUCCAAGGAGGAGAGCAGUGAAGGUGAUGUGAAGACAUUUUGGAGACAACUGGGAGGUAGAACAGUGGAUGUCAUAUUUGAGAAGGUGCAAAAUGUGCUGUUGUUGCUGAAGGAAAAGAUCAAGAAUGGAACUGCCACAACUCAAGAAUGCUGGCAGGCUUGGGCACUGGUGAAUGAAGCUAAUCUAGGUGAUCUCUUAACCUUGGCAAAUGUAAGUGAUGAGUUGAAUGGAGAUGGCGCACAGGAAACCAAACUCAAAUUGCGGCCUCCUCUUUCAGCUGACAAUGCUGCAAACACUGUAGAAGGUUCUGACAGCAGAAAGGAGGAGAUGGAAGGAACAUGCUCAGGGAGUAAAGAAGAAUCUAGCAAAAUUCAAGGUUUACCUUUAAACGUGCAGUAUCAGAACCACAAGUGCUCUAGUGCGUGUCUUACCAACAGAGCAGUGGGCUUCCACAAGGGUGAAAAUCCUCUGAAGAUCCCAAUCCUUUUUGACUUUCAAAGACGUCAUGCAAAAGCAGACUGCCUUUCAAAAUCACUGGACGUCAAUUACAAAGCUCCUUGUGGUCGGAGUCUGAGAAGCUUUCAAGAUGUGCAGAAUUACUUGUUUGAAACAGAGUGCAAUUUCUUAUUUGUUGACCACUUUUCCUUCAACACUUAUGUACUGUUGGGCAGGAACACCAUGAAUCCAGAGCCCCUGGUGUUUGAAUUUGAUAUUAGCAAUGGAGCCGAGUCUGUGCCCAUCUCCUUCUGUAACAAUCUCGACCACGCAAGGUUACCUUAUUUCAGGUAUCGGAAGUCGUCGUGGCCACGUGGAUAUUAUCUCAACAAUUUCUCCAGCCUGUUUGUUGAUUCCUGUGACUGCACAGAUGGCUGCAUUGAUAGGUCAAAAUGUGCAUGCCUACAGCUAACAGCAAGAGGCCGUAGUAAAAUUUCUCCAUCUCCAGGUGGUAAAAGAUUCUGUGGAUACCGUUACAAAAGACUGGAGGGACCUGUUCCUACUGGGAUUUAUGAGUGUAGUGUGUUGUGUAGGUGUGACAAAAUGAUGUGUCAGAACAGAGUUGUACAGCACGGCAUUCAAGUCAGGCUGCAGGUGUUCAACACAGAAAAGAAGGGCUGGGGUGUCCGCUGCCUGGAUGACAUYGACAAGGGGACAUUUGUUUGCACUUACUCAGGCAGAUUAAUGAGCAGAGCUGAAGUAUUGGGAGAUGCUGAACAAGAGCUGAAGGACAAAAGUGCAGUGAAUGACAGAGGCCAUGACUUUUUUUCCAAAAAAAGAAAACUUGACACUGAUAGCUCAGACUCAGUGAUUGAACUAGUGCAGAUUGACAAAAGUGACAUUCUUGAGAAUCAGGAAUCUUUGUCUCAGACUGUGGAUAAUGAAAAUAAAUCAACCCUGGUUCAUCCAAAGAACUCAAGUAAUGCAACCGUGAGAAGGCCUGGAACUAGAACAGUUGUUUUUCGUGAUCACCAGCUAAAAAUGGUGCACAGUGCCAGCUCAGAUGAAGAUGACAGUUCUCAGAUUCAGCAGUCAAGCAAAACAAAACUAACCAGUGGAACAGAGAAAGGAAAAGAAAAACCCAUCCAGCAGCAGAAGGAAGAACAUCCACGGCAAAUUGGAGAGACUGACUCUGCUGAUGUGGACAAUACAGGAUGCAAAAGAAAGAGUCUGUCGCUGCACAGUGUUAAUUGUGGCAAGUCAGGUGUGCUGGAUGACACAUGUGUCAUGAGGCCAUCCACCAAUGCACCCAUAAAAACUGACUGCAAAGAGGAAGAUACCAGGCAGUCAAAACAAGAUGCACUUUGUGAGGAAGCUGAUGGUGACCAGAUGCUUCCAAAGAAUACUAAUGAAGAAAAUAUUUAUAUACUGGAUGCCACAAAAGAAGGAAAUGUGGGUCGUUUUCUAAAUCACAGCUGCUGUCCAAAUCUCUUUGCACAAAGUGUGUUUGUAGAAACUCACAACAGAAGUUUUCCAUGGGUGGCAUUCUUCACAAACAGACAUGUGAAAGCUGGAAGCGAACUCACAUGGGAUUAUGGUUAUGAAGCUGGAAGCAUGCCAGAGACAGAGAUUUCCUGUCAGUGUGGAGUUCAGAAGUGCAGGAAAAAAACCUUAUAGGCAAAGCUUUCCUACUGCCAACACAUCUCGAACCUGGGGAUUUAUAUGCUGGAAGGGGUCACUACUCAGUGAACAGCCUCUCAAGACCGUGGUGCUAAUUGCAUUCAAUUAAAAUGCCUUUCACCCGAUGUUUUUAAAUUUGCAUUUAAAUGCCACUUUUGUAGUUUACGUAAUUAGAACUGUUUGUCCUAAGACAUCAAACUUUUCCUAGAUAAUUUGUGUUCUCCUGGUCUUCCUCCUCCCUGCUUCUAAUCUGCAAGUAAAGUUCACAGUGCAGUAGAAGAAUUCAUGCUUCAUGCUAUCUGCAGCAGAGACACGACUGAUGAGAGCAAUGGUUCCUUGGUGUUUUCURUGCCCUUCCACAGUGCUGAGUUAGCAAAACUCAGGUUUCUGAAACUCAUUAUGAAUGCAAGACUGCCUGUCUGAGCACUAAGAAUUGUUAAAAUAUACUUAAACCUGAUGGAUCUGGUGGGACAGAUAGCCUUGAACAGAGAUGGAAUUACACAGAACAGUUUUGCAGAGCUGUGUUUAUGCUACAAAGUGAGCUGGACAAGUCCUGCUGCAACAAGAGAGAAAUGACUGGGUUUUGUUGGUUGCAUCCCUCUCCCUGUUUGUGACACAGAGAAAUCCUGGAGAAAUUCAGUGUACCUAAUCUCAGUGCCAUAUUGCAUAUUGGAGGACAGGUGGGCCACAGAAGUCCUUACCACAUGGUUUGUUGGUAAGAGAGAAACAAGCGGCGUUAGGAGACGUGGAGUGCAGAUGCAGGAGAUGGUGGGUGUGCAGGUGUGYGCCUUUUGAAUGUGUUGGAGCCUGGGCAAGCAAGAAGGUGUCGCAGAUGAGUGAUUUAGAUGCUUGAAGAACCACUGCCAAAGGUAAAAAAAAGAAAGUGGUUUUAUUUAAAAUAGUGUGAAAGUUUGAAGGCAGAGUUCACUCUGUUACUGCAGAGGACAUUAUAAUGAUUUGAAGUUACCGAUACAAAAUAUAGUGCACUGUAAUACAAGGUUAUGUGUGACAUUGGUCACCCAUUAGAGACCUGCAGUUGGUCAGGGGUCUGUCAGCCUCGAGGAGUAACAUUGAGAGGCAUCCCYGUUCACGGGGAGAUAACUGCCAUACAGCCAGUUGCUUGGCAUGAGAACUCAAAAAAAGGCUCCCUCAGGCUGUCAUUUAUGGAAUAAAGUGGUUGGCUUGUAGUCAAAUUACCUUUGUUGGAAAAAGGUAAACAUGUGAGUCUUGUACCUGCACCUUUCUUUGUUCCUUGAUGAAUAUGUCGUUUAAGAACCACCUGCUAUUCAUAUGUUAAUUGCUUGGUUGUUAUCCCAGAUUUCAAGCCCAUAUGCAUCAGUGGUCACCAUGUCACCCUGUUCCUGAGGGAAUUUUCAGAGAAAAGGUUGGAACAAAUGAAGGUCUUGGCCUGGUUAUGUCCAAGCUUAUGCUGCAAAAUUAAAGAGAAGCAGGAACCAAUUCUCAGCCCUGAGGCCACAAGGCAGUGUGUAUUUURUGCCCACAUGGCUUAGGGCUCCUUUUUAAUUGGAUUGCAUCUGUGCUGUCUGUUUGUGGACAACACAGUAUCUGUGGCCCUAAGUGUUCUUGGUUUGUUUUUUUU